This is a messenger RNA of Anoplophora glabripennis (Asian longhorned beetle), 4719 nucleotides long. RefSeq names its product neither inactivation nor afterpotential protein C (gene ninaC). Gene Ontology annotation, biological process: protein phosphorylation. Gene Ontology annotation, cellular component: myosin complex. The transcript is spliced from 16 exons. Bases 1 to 4719 code for a protein of 1572 amino acids. Gene Ontology annotation, molecular function: cytoskeletal motor activity; protein kinase activity; ATP binding. The record is from RefSeq and is a predicted model, not a curated record. NCBI's taxonomy places the organism in Eukaryota, Metazoa, Arthropoda, Insecta, Coleoptera, Cerambycidae.
AUGAAAAUUAAUUUCGCUGAAGUCCCGGACCCCGGAGACAGAUAUGAACUCGGUCACAUACUGGGAUGUGGUGUAUAUGGAAGAGUACAUCUUGCUACUGACAGUCAAGCAAGUAAAAAGAGAGUUGCUAUAAAAAUUCAAAAAUAUAACUCUGAAACAGAGAGGUAUGUAGAACAGGAAUACAAUAUACUGAGGGAUAUAAACAACCAUUUAAAUUUGGUGGACUUUUAUGGUGUUUAUAAAAAGGGAAAUGAUAUAUGGUUUGUUUUAGAGUUAUGCGAAGGAGGGCCCGCUAUAUGUUUGGUAAAUGGUUUAUUAGCAAAAAAUAGAAGAAUGGCUGAAGAACAUAUUGCCUAUAUACUUAAAGAAGUCACGAAGGCCAUCAUAUAUCUACAUGAAAACAACGUUAUUCAUAGAGAUGUAAAAGGUAGUAAUAUACUAUUGACAAGAGAAGGCGAGGUAAAGCUCUGUGAUUUCGGCCUAUCCCAGAAACUCCGAAGCAGUGACGAAAAGCUGUUUGCCAAAAUGGGCUCACCUUGUUGGAUGGCUCCUGAACUUGCUGCUGCUAAUCAAAAAAAGAAAGACGCUUACUAUGACAAUAGGAUCGAUGUUUGGGCACUAGGUAUAACAGCGAUAGAAUUGGGUGAGAGUAAAACUCCUUUUCAAGAUGUUCACCCCACAAGAGCGUUAUUUCAGAUUAUCACGAAUCCUCCACCAACUUUACAAAAACUUUCUAAUUGGUCCGAAUACUACCACGACUUUAUUAGUGAGUGCUUAGUGAAAUGUUUUGAAUACCGACCAUACAUUAUAGAAGUCAUAGAUCAUCCGUUUUUGCAACAGAUACCAGAAAAUAACUACCACUUAUCCCUAGAGAUCAAAACGUUGUUAUCAGACAUUGACAAAUUAGACCUAUUAAGAAGACCAGCUGAGAUUAUUGUAAACGAAAACUGUGUCAAGAAAGGUAUUGAUGGAGAUUUAGAAGACAUGUAUGAAGAAGAUUUGGCUUCUUUGCCGAAUUUGACAGAAAAUAGUAUAUUAACUCUUUUGGAAAAGCGUCUAGAAAUAGGAGAAUGUUAUUCUUCUAUUGGAGAUGUCUUAUUGUACCUGAAUCCAAAUGAAAGAAGAAGUAUUUAUGGAAAAGAGUUUCAUGAAAAAUACUACUUCAAGUCAAGAUCAGAAAACGCACCACAUAUUUAUUCUGUUGGCGAUACCGCUUACCAAAACGCUUUGCACCAUGUAAUACCUCAACAAGUUAUAUUCAUCGGAGAAAGUGCAUCUGGAAAAACUACGAACUAUCUACAUUUACUAGAUCAUUUGCUUUAUCUAGGCGAAAAUGCUAGUAUAAACUCUGAUCGAAUUAAGAGCGCGGUCAAAUUAAUCCACACUCUUAUACAUGCUUCCACCCCUACAAAUGACUAUUCGACGAGAGCGAUAUUCAAGACUAGCUUUUCGUAUGGGAAAACUGGAAAAUUUACCGGGGCUGAGUUUAAGGUGCUUGGAUUGGAAAAAUGGAGAAUUUCAUCACCAGACACAACUCAAAGCAACUUCCACUUCUUCUAUUACAUACUUGACGGUCUAAUAUUAGCAAAUUUAGCAGAAAAAUACAAGUUAAAUACAAACAGAGAUUACCGUUACUUAAAACGUGAAGAAAUAGAUAAGACCACGCUCCCUAAAUAUGAUACCGAAGGCAACAUUAUCAAGUUCCAAAAAAUUGUUCAAUAUUUGGAAGAACUACAAUUUACCGAUGAUGAAAUGUCUACCAUAUAUUCCGUAAUAGCUGCUAUUCUCAAUUUAGGAGAAGUGCAGUUUUACGAGAAUGAAGAGGGUUUUGCAGAAAUAGAUAACAAAGAACCAAUACAUAAUUUUUCACAUCUACUAGAGGUUGAUAACAAGAAAAUCUGUUGGGCUUUGACGAAUUAUUGCCUAAUCGUUGCAGGAAAAGCUAUAAGGAAGAAAAAUACUUGUGGCGAAGCAAGCGAUACUAGAGAUGUGCUUGCAAAUAAUUUAUAUACGAGAUUAGUGGAUUACAUAGUAAGCAUUGUUAACAGAAAGUUGUCUUUAGGAAAAGAAAUUUUUGGUGAAAAAUACCAUAUAAAAAUUCUAGAUUAUUUUGGAUUCGAAUGUUUUAAACAAAAUCAUUUGUCCCAAUUUUUCGUAAACUGUUUCAAUGAGCAAAUACAUUAUCACUUCCUGCAGAGGGUGUUUUCUUGGGAAAUCAUGGAUUUAAUAAACGAAGAGGUGAAAUACACACCUAUAAAUUAUUUUAACAACAAGGAUACCUUAAAUGAACUUUUAGGAAAACCGGAGGGCGUUUUGUCAAUUAUUGAUGAUGCUUCAAGAAAAGGUUAUAGUGGCAGUUAUAUUACAGGCAAUAUUCAGAACUUAGAAAAAACUAAAAUUAUGGUCUAUGAUACUUUGAAAUUCUCUGUAACUCAUUACACUGGAACAGUUUCUUACAACGUAAAAGAUAUGCCAGAGAAAAACAGAGAUUUUCUUCCACCUGAAAUAAUCGACACGAUGAGAAAUUCGCAAAACUGUGCAAUUAGCAUGUUUUUCACUAACAAAUUGGAAAAAUGUGGAAAUCUAUAUAUUCCUAUGGAAAAGGCUAAGAAAAUCAAAUACGCUUUUACCGAAAAGUUAUCAAGUAAAAAUCAUUUUUCUCAGAUAAAGAAAAUGCGUACUCAGGCAACUAUAUUCAGAGCAAUAUGCCUUGAUCUUUUUAAAGAGCUGUCUAUAGGAAGCGGUUCUGGAGGGACACAUUUUGUGGAAUGUAUUAGAACAGAUCUUAACAGAAGACCAUUAACUUUACAAAAGGAAUUACUACGACAGCAACUACGAGCUCUUACCCUAAUAGAGACAGCCAAAAUGAGACAACUAGGCUAUCCACAUAGGAUAUCUUUUUCCGAGUUUUUAAGAAGGUACAAAUUUUUGGCAUUUGAUUUCGAAGAGAAUGUUGAGUUAACUAGAGAUAAUUGUCGCUUAUUAAUGGUACGUUUAAAAAUGGAAGGAUGGGCUCUAGGUAAGACCAAAAUAUUCCUAAAGUACUACAAUGAGGAAUACCUUUCUCGACUCUACGAAACACAAGUUAAGAAAAUUAUUAAAAUCCAAAGUAUCCUUAGACGAUUUCUUGCCAAGUGUAGACUUGCUAAGGAAAUUAAAGAUCAAGAAAGAGAAUGCAUCCAAGAAAUCAAGAAACGUAGAAGGAGCAGCAUAAUGACAGAAGAAGAAGCAGCAGAAAUUAUUCAAAAAGCUUACAGAAAAUCUACCAGGCGUAAGGAACUUUCUGAUAUGUUUGAACCAUUAGAAGAAGAAGAAUUCAUAUUCAUCAAACCUUUUGCUUUGAAAUGGAAAAAUAAAAGUAUCUUUUCUGUUCUAGUACGCUAUAGGGCAAUCAGAUUACAAGAUUUAUUCAACUUCUGCCAGCAGAUCCAUUUGUAUAAUUUAAAUGUAUAUCACAAUUGUCGGCAAAUUAUGGAAAAUGUUGACUUGAAUACGGUGGAUAGAAAAGCAGCAGUUUCUUUCUGGCUGGGUGAAAACAUCAAGCCAGUUUUAAAGAUAGCUUUUCGUUUAAAUGACAUACCCUUCUACGACACAUCACACAUGUAUGAUUUGCUUACGAAUUUAGGAAAUUUUGAAAAACAGGAACCCUGGGAUGUAUCUUAUCAAUGGAGAGAAUCUCAAUCCCAAGAAAUUUUACAAAAAAACAGGUUACAACAAAACUUUUCUAAAUCUGAAGACCUUGUAAAUGUAGCUUAUAGUAGAAACCCAGAUGAUGAAAUCGUAAAACUUUCGAGCUCCAAUGAUGACGAUGAUGAAGAAACAGAAGACAACUCCAAACAAUUAAAGGAUAUUCAGAAUGAAUCAGUCAAAGGCAAUCAAACCCCAGAAUCAACAGAUCUAAAAAGCGAUGACGAGAAUAUUGAUGAGAAUAUUGAAACAGAUGAUUCAGUGGAUACAGAUGUCAAUAUAAGCAAUGAAGUAAUUGUAGGAAAAAGAGAAAGAGAAAUUAAAGACGUUGGGGUAGAAAAACAAACAGCCCUAAAUAAUGGAAAUGUUGAAAUAUUUGAUACUGAAUCAAACAGGUUAAUAUUUAGAGAAAUAGAUAAAUCCGAUGAAGCUAAAUAUAUCGAGAACUCUAAACCCGCUAAUAAGGAUUUCGAAUAUAUUAAACCUACUCCUAAUAAAGAUGAAAAUAUUGAAGGGCGAGAUAAUAAAUCAGGGAAACCAAUUUUUGAAGAAAUAAAGCUAAGAAAAGUUAAUAAAUGCGACGAAGUUAAAUAUAUAAUAAACUCCAGGCCCGCUAAUAAAGAUUUCGAUUAUAUUAAACCUACCCCAACAUCUAUAAAAUCGAAAUUACCUGUCGAUCCCAUUGCAGAGCUGCGGAAUAUUGUUCGAAAAGACAGUAACGUUAGUGACGAUGACCCACCCUUUAACUUUCAAGGAAUGCUAAGAAAGACAAAUUUUAGAAGAGAUUCUUUGAAAAAUAACGCAGAAGUGUCCAGAAGGGAUUCUUUGAGGAAGAUAGUGGACUCACCAAGACGUGAUUCUUUAAAAAAUGCUAUGAAAGCUGUACGAAGGUUUUCCCUUGGGAAAGAACCAGAAAAUUAUGCUGAUGUUACCACCAAUGGUACUGAUGUAGAAGAACCCAUCACAUGUAAACCAGUUGAGCUUGAAAUAUUACCUGGAUUAUUCAUUAAUGGAAUGGAAGUAGAUCUAUAA